UCUAACUGUCUGCUGUUAUGCACCAACCGCCAGGUCAAAUUCCUUGUAUGUCUGACAUAUUUUGGUAUUAAAUGUUUCCUGAUUCCUGCAUUCUCCCUAAGGUUGGGAAUCAGUGACAUUUGUGGCUGGAUGGACAAACCAAAAUGUGUCAGAUGGGCGUUCUUCUUCCUCCUCAUUUUUAUGUUCUUCUUCAUCCUCUGGAUCACUGAGAGAACACCAGGAACGUACAGAAUGAUCCCACCGCCGCACCAGGCUCCGUACACUUGCCCCUUUCAGAUCUCUGAGCGAAGCAUCACCCCGCUCAACAACACCAAGCACUUGCUGGUGUCGGCCUACAUGGACCAGAGAGUGAAUGGCUUGGACGUACGCAUCAUUGGAAUAUUCAAGAGAGACUCCAUCCAAAAACUGCACUGUGUUUUCUGCUGUGCAGGCAAGUUAUCAAGUACAACUCCUGGAACAAUUUUACAACACUCGGACAACUUUGGUUUCCCCUACGUCACUACGGAUGUCAUGUGUCAGAUUCCCCAAAACUGCAACGCCACACAUGUCAAUCUCUUGACUCAGCCAGGAAAGGACCGGCUAGUUGACCAACCCUGGCUUCCUGUAAGAAAUAAGAGAUCCAAUGGGAAGGAAAAAGAGAAGUUGCAGUUUAACUUCACAGUUUGCAUCUCCAACCUGUUUGGAGACUACAACAACGUGCUUCAGUUUGCACAGACCCUGGAGAUGUACAGGUUACUGGGUGUGGACAGGGUGGUGAUCUAUAACACCACCUGCGGCCCCGAUCUCGAUCGCCUGCUGCAGAUCUACAGCGAGGAGGGCUUCGUGGAGAUGGUGCCCUGGCCCAUCGACCAGCACCUGAAUCCAUCGCCUGGUUGGCUCUUCUCACAGAGCGGAGGGGACGUGCACUACUUCGGCCAGUUGACCACACUUAAUGAAUGUAUUUACAGAUCCAUGGACCGCUCACGCUACGUGCUGUUGAACGACAUCGACGAGAUCAUAAUGCCUUACAAACACAACAACCUCACAUCUCUGAUGGACGUCCUCCAACAACAGCAUCCAAAUACAGGUGUGUACCUUAUUCAGAACAACCUCUUCCCGACGAAACAUUUUGAGCCAAGUGGGAGGUUUCACCUGCCUCAGUGGAACGGGGUGCCGGGCGUUAAUAUUCUGGAGCACAUCUACAGGGAGGACCCCGACAGCCAGUCAUACCACCCGCACAAGAUGAUCGUUCAGCCGAGGUUGGUGGAGUGGACUUCAGUGCAUGAAGUGCUCAAGAGUUCUGGACAACAGUUGAAGGUUCCCAUGGACGUUUGUCGAGUCAUUCAUGUCCGAGUGUCUCUGCGUGGGUCGUUGACCCUCAAGCAGCUGAAUGAGGACAAGCGACUGUGGGACUUCCAAGAAAAACUGAUUCCCAGUGUGGACAAGGCGCUGAGGAGAGCUGGGCUGCUGCCCUCAUAGCGGCAAAGCUGAUGUAUUUUGUUUCUGGGGAGGUGAAUUAGUUUGACAUUGUUUGUUGAGGGAACUGAAGCUAAAAAUUGAGCUAAUUUGCAAACAUAUCUCACGUGCCUUUAUUACUUACAAACUGAGCAUGACUCUUCUUCCUUUUUUGUGGGUUUUGUUAGGGAGUUAAGUAGAAGUGUACACCUAGUGGUGGCCUUCUUACUAGCUGCUAGCAGAAUAUUCAGCAGAUACCUGACAUCUCCUGUCAUAUUACUUAAGUGUAAUGGUAAAACAUGUUAUAACAGUCUUAUGCUAAAAGUGUGAUAAUUGUCUGUAUUGAAGUUUAACGUGUGGAAAGCGGAAUGACUCAAAGUUUCCGUUUGCUGCUGUGUACGAAGAAGGGCGGGUCAACAUGCUCUCACACAGACUCUCAGAAAAAGAAACUGUUACCCCAUCUUGAAGUUAACCCUAACUGUCACAGAGUUCCUUCCUGCUGGCAAGCAAUAAAUUUACUUUUACAGUGUUGAUCAUUUCA
Gasterosteus aculeatus aculeatus (three-spined stickleback) is the source of this 1975-nucleotide messenger RNA. Its product is annotated as beta-1,4-galactosyltransferase galt-1. Gene Ontology annotation, cellular component: cytoplasm. NCBI's taxonomy places the organism in Eukaryota, Metazoa, Chordata, Actinopteri, Perciformes, Gasterosteidae. The record is from RefSeq and is a predicted model, not a curated record. Gene Ontology annotation, molecular function: glycosyltransferase activity.